UGUUGUAGUUUUGCGGCGGAAUUUUACGGGAUUCACACAAAGUUCAAAGAUUUACAAUGAAGCUCCUUAUUCCGGUUGAUUCCUUUAAUUUCGAGGACCCGUUCUACGCAGAACAAUUCGAAUGGCUGCUCCAGUGGAGCAAACUUCAUUGCGGCGCCCAGGACGACUCCUUGGAACUCACGGAUUUGCAAAUGCAACUGCUAUCCGCCAAAAACCAGAAUGAGAGGCUCGCCCUAGAGCGGGAUCAGCUAUCGAAGCAGCUCCAGGAUGAACAGCAAGACAAGCAGGACCUCCAGAAAGCGAUCGAAAAGGUCACAUACGAUUUGCAGUUCGCCUCUUCCCAGAAGGAGCAGUUGACCAUUGAGCGAGACGGUAUGAUAUUGCGAUUGGAAGAGUUGAAUGCCCAGAAUCAAAGCAUCGUUGCCAAAUUGGAGGCGCAGAUCGGGUCUAUGCAGGCCAUCAUUUCCGAGUCGCAGCAACAAAUACAGCAAAAGGAAGAAUUGCGUCGCCAAUUGCUGAACAACCUCGAUGCACAGGAACGGGCGCAUCUGCAGGAAAUAGAGAAGCUAAAACAAAGUCUGGAGAACAACAACUUGGACAGCAUCAGCUGCUCCAUCUGCCUGGAAGUCUGGAACGAGAGCGGUGCCCAUCGGGUCGUCUCUGUGGCAUGUGGCCAUCUCUUCGGGGACUCGUGCAUUCGAUCUUAUCUGAGCCAGUACAGCAUGUGCCCGAUUUGCCGACAAGUGGCUUAUAUCCAAGACCUCCGCUACAUCUUCGGUCGCCGCAUCUUGUCCGGCCAACAAUAAUGUUAAAUUAAUAAUUAGAAGGGUCUGUAAGAGGGCAUUUCCAAUAUUUGGAUUUGUUUAUAGCCUUAAGUUCUCGAAGUGCCAUGUGAGCUUGGCUUCUUUUUGUUUACUUGU
This is a messenger RNA of Drosophila kikkawai, 920 nucleotides long. RefSeq names its product E3 ubiquitin-protein ligase RFWD3-like. Gene Ontology annotation, biological process: protein ubiquitination; interstrand cross-link repair. Gene Ontology annotation, cellular component: nucleus. Lineage: Eukaryota; Metazoa; Arthropoda; Insecta; Diptera; Drosophilidae. Gene Ontology annotation, molecular function: ubiquitin-protein transferase activity. The record is from RefSeq and is a predicted model, not a curated record.